Molecule: messenger RNA, 5908 nt
Organism: Labeo rohita (rohu)
Lineage: Eukaryota; Metazoa; Chordata; Actinopteri; Cypriniformes; Cyprinidae
Gene: zfr2
Product: zinc finger RNA binding protein 2
Exons: 19
Coding region: 37-3036 (999 amino acids)
Cellular component (GO): precatalytic spliceosome
Molecular function (GO): double-stranded RNA binding; single-stranded RNA binding; zinc ion binding
Source: RefSeq, a predicted model, not a curated record
GGAGACGCCGCCGCUGCUGCUGCUGCUGAAGUUUCUAUGAUGGCGGCCAGUAAUUAUUAUGGAUUCACACAUGCAGCUGCCGCUGCCGCCGCCGGCCCGCAGUACAGCGCUCAGCCGCCUCCUGCCUAUUCCCACCCAACCACGGGCAGCUAUAAUGUCCAGCCUGCCCCUGGAGUGGCCCAUGCGGUGACGGCCUCGUACCCCACCGCCCAACCUGCUACCCCCGCGGUGACUGCCCCCUACCCCACCUAUCAACCCCAUCCCACCCCGAACUACUGCUACCGGCAGCCUGAAACAUCCCCGCAGCUGACGACCACCCCUCAAACCUACCAAGUGUUGACUGAACCGGAGAAUUAUAGCUACGGUCGACCACCGCCGGUCAGCAGCUACGAGAACAAGCAGUACUUUCAAACUAGCAUCGCACCUGCGCAGCGAACCGCAACCGAGGCCUACUUCCAGACAGGGCUGAAAAGUGGCUACAGCCCCACGAGCACAGCGUACAGUCAGCCGCCUGUUCAAAGACAGGUUGCAGCUUUGAAACCCCCUCCUGCUGCGAGCUCCGUGUCCUCUAGUUACACCAUCUACCCCACAUCAACCAGUGUACAGCAAACUCCAGCCCCAAUAUCCACUUACACCCCCAGUUCUUCCUUCAACUCUACAGCUGCUACGUCCUACUCUGCCGGUCUCAGUUAUUCCAGCUAUGAGUCUAGCGGUUACACAUCUACGCCGUCGUACUUCCAGCCGGCGCAGUUGGCACCCCCUCAGGCGCAGCCUCAACCUCCCCUCCAGCAGCCGCAACAGCCCCCACCACCGCAACAGACGCAACAACCUCCCAAACAGCUCGCCAACUCCUCCUGGAGCAACACCGGGAGCGGGACGGUCACCAGUUCCACCGUCAACACAUACAAGAAGCCCGUUUUCCACCAGAACAAAAUGCAGAAACCCAAAGGCCCGCCCAAACAGCCACAGCUGCACUAUUGCGAUAUCUGCAAGAUAAGCUGUGCCGGGCCGCAGACGUAUCGAGAACAUCUGGAAGGACAGAAGCACAAGAAGAAAGAGGCGGCUCAGAAGAGCGGCAGUCAGGUGACCAACGGACCCCGUGGUGUCCAGACGCAGCUGCGCUGUGAAUUGUGUGACGUCUCAUGCACCGGCGCCGAUGCAUACGCCGCGCACAUCCGGGGAUCCAAGCACCAGAAGGUGGUGAAGUUGCACACCAAACUUGGCAAACCCAUCCCUUCCACAGAGCCGGUUUUAGUGAGCUCUGCCUCUGUUGCUGUGACUACUAGCAAGACAGCGGUGACAACCGCUCCCACCCCUACAUCAGUGGCACAGAAGUCUCCAGCAGUGGCGCCUUCGAAACCUGCGGUGUCUCCUGCGAAAAAACCUGCCACUGCUAAAGUUGCCAUUCUUGGCAGCAGAACAUCCACACCAGCUCCGGUAAAGAUGGAGGAGGCGAAGCCGACUGUGGUGAAGACAGACGCUUUGAGUGACGAUGAGGAUGGUGACUGUGCUGGAGCUCAAGGAGACAUUCAGCCUGUGGGACACGAUUAUGUGGAAGAGGUUCGAAAUGAUGACGGAAAGGUGAUUCGCUUUCACUGUAAACUGUGUGAAUGCAGUUUCAAUGAUCCCAAUGCUAAAGACAUGCACCUGAAGGGACGGAGACACCGGCUGCAGUACAAGAAAAAAGUCAAUCCAGACCUUCCUGUGGAAAUCAAACCCAGUAAUCGAGCACGGAAACUUCUGGAGGUCAAACUGCGAAAACAGAAGCAGAAAUCUGUGCUGAAGAGACAACAAGAAGACGAACAGCGCUGGCACAUGGAAAUGAGCAGGCGGUACGAGGAAGAUAUGUACUGGAGGAGGAUGGAGGAGGAGCAAUUAUACUGGGUGGAGAUGAGACACAGAAUGGCUCCGCCUCCUCUCAUGGGCCGGCCCAGCAUGCCGGUCCCGCCCCUUUUGCCCGUGCGAAGGCCAGAUUCGCCCGACGACCGCCACAUCAUGGCCAAACACUCGGCCAUCUACCCCGUGGAGGAGGAGCUUCAGGCCGUCCAGCGAAUCGUGUCGCAUUCUGAGCGCGCGCUCAAACUGGUGUCUGAUUCGCUGCUGGAGAAGGAGGCGUGUGCUGUGGACGACGACAGCGACGUGACGGACAAACAGCCGGAGUCUCAGGCUCGAAUUCUCAAAGGAGUCAUGCGCGUGGGAAUCCUGGCUAAAGGUCUCCUCCUGCGCGGCGAUCGCAACGUCCAGCUUAUCCUUUUAGCGGCCAAGAAACCCACAGCCUCUCUAUUGAGAACCGUUGCGGAGCAACUGCCCAAACAACUAGCGACCUUUUCUGAAGAUCAGUAUGAGGUGCAGGUACACCCUGAGGAAGCCAACAUCGUCAUUUUUUCAAGCAAGGAACCAAAAAUGCAGGUCACCAUCUCUCUUACCUCGCCAGUGAUGCGCGAAGACCCCGUCCCCAACAUGGAGAAAGCGUCAGAGAAAGAACCUCCGGAUGUUCUCAGCAGGACCAAGUGCCUUGAGUAUUUAGCAGCUCUGCGACAUGCUAAAUGGUUUCAGGCUCGGGCGAAUGGUCUUCAGUCUUGCGUCAUCAUUAUUCGGGUUCUGCGGGAUCUCUGUCAGCGCGUACCUACUUGGGGCAGGAUGCCCGACUGGGCCAUGGAGCUGCUUGUGGAAAAAGCCAUUAGCAGUGCAUCCGGUCCACUGAGUCCCGGAGAAGCUCUGCGGAGGGUCCUCGAAUGCAUCGCCACCGGGAUUCUCCUGCCUGAUGGUCCAGGUCUUCUCGACCCGUGUGAGAAAGGUCAAACGGACGCUCUGGGAAGCAUGUCCAAACAAGCUCGGGAAGACGUGACUGCUAGUGCCCAGCACGCACUACGACUGCUGGCUUUCCGCCAGAUCCAUAAGGUCCUCGGCAUGGGCUCGCUGCCGGUCUCUAAGGCCGCAGCCCGAAACCGCAAGAGACGACGCGACGGCAGCGACACCGGCGAGGGAGAAGCCGACGGAAAGAAGGAUAAAAAAGACGAUUCUCACGACCCUUGAGACGUCUGCGUAGUCUUCGCAAGCUCUUAUGUCUUUAGAAAUGUAUAAAUAUCACCCGAAGAGGAAAAAUACAACACUUGAUGGUUCCACUUUUCGAAAGGACAAGAGAUGGAAAAAACAUAGUCGUUCCCCUUUUAUGAUGCAAUACAUCUUUCUAUUACAUCUGAGCUGAAAAUAGGCCCAAAUGCUCCUGAAAUGCAAGUCGCAUCUUGUUUUCAGCGAUCAGAUGACGAGUGAACAUCGCUACCGAUCAGCGACCGAUAUAUAAUAAAAAGUUACUGAACGUUACAUUAGCUCUAUUAGGCACUUUGACAUAUUAAUGGCACUUAAUUAAAGCUUUAAACAUCCCGACACAGGCCAGUCUUUUUUAUGUUUACAUUAUAUAUAUAUAUAUAUAUUGUGGGGCCCAAAACUCUGAGUCUAAAUUGACAUUUUUCAGACGUUUUAACAUGCAAAUAUACAUGUUUUAUUAUUUUGAAGAAUAUAAAAUGAACAUUAUAACAUAAAAUUAAUAAGAAAUAUUUCUGUUUUUCAUUGCAAAUGAAAUUUUGUGACAAUGAAAAUGAAAUUAAUUUAGUGACAAUGAAAUCUGACUUUUGGUCUCAGACUUUUGGAUCCCACUGUAUAAAACACAAAAUAUUUAGAUAUAUUUAUAAACAUAAUGAAUUCUAUUCUAUAUAAUAUUAUUAUAACGUAUUAUAUAAUAAUAUUAUGUAUGAUGUUAAUGCAAAAUGAUUAGUUUCGUUACUGUGUAUCUUAAAUUAAGUUUUUAAUAUAAGUAGUUACUAGUAUUCACUAAUAAGCUGUUUAAAAGCGACACGAUUCAGCUUUGUGUGGUUCUUUAUUAACCCGACACUGGAUUUAUACACUGUAAAAAAAACAUUUGUUGAGUCAACUUAAAAUAAUGUUACAAUGCCUUAAAGGUUUAGUCAACUUGAAAUAAGUUGUACAAAGUGAAUAUUUGAGUUGACUAAACAAGCAGUUCAGUUUGUUAAACUUAAAAGCUGGUCUUGUUACCCAACUGCCUUAAAAAUUUAAGUUGAAUCAACUCAAACAUCUAAGUUGUCACUUAGUACAACUUAACAUUUCAAGUUGACUAAACUUUUUUUGUUGACUGAGCUUAAAAUUUUAAGGCAGCUGGGUAACAAUUUUAAGUUGACUCAGAUUAUUUUUUAGUGUAAAUGUUUAGUUCAGUCAACUCAAAUAAGUUUAGUCAACUUGAAAUGUUAAGUUGUAUGAAGUGAAAACUUAGAUAUGAGUUGACUAAGCAAACAAUUUGGUUUGUUAAACCUAAAAGCUGGGCUUGUUACCCAGCUGUCUUAAAUUAAGUUGAAUCAACUCAAACAUCUAAGUUGUCACUUAGUACAAUUUAACAAUUUAAGUUGACUAAACCUUUUUUUUUAAUGAGUUGACUGAACUUAAAAUUUUAAGACAGCUGGGUAACAAUUUUAAGUUGACUCAAAAAAUAAUUUUUUAGUGUAAAUGUUUAGUUCAGUCAACUCAAAUAAGUUUAGUCAACUUGAAAUGUUAAGUUGUACAAAGUGAAAACAGAUAUUCGAGUUGACUAAACAAUCAAUUUAGUUUGUUAAACUUAAAAGCUGGGCUUGUUACCCAGCUGUCUUAGAUGUUGAGUUCAUUCAACUUAAAAUUUUAAGUUGUCACUUAGUACAACUUAACAUUUCAAGUUGACUAAACUUUUUUGAGUUGACAAAACUUAAAAUUUUAAGACAGCUGGGUAACAAUUUUAAGUUGACUCAAAUUAUUUUUUAGUGUAAAUGAUUAGUUCAGUCAACUCAAAUAAGUUUAUUCAACUUGAAAUGUUAAGUUGUACGAAGUGAAAACUUAGAUAUUUGAGUUGACUAAACAAACAAUUUAGUUUAAACUUAAAAGCUGGGCUUGUUACCCAGUAGCCUUAAAAAUUUAAGUUGUAUCAACUCAAACAUCUAAGUUGUCACUUAGUACAACUUAACAUUUCAAGUUGACUAAACUUUUUUUUUUUUUUUGAGUUGACUGAACUUAAAAUUUUAAGGCAGCAAGGUAACACUUUUAAGUUGACUCAAAUUAUUUUUUAGUGUAAAUGUUUAGUUCAGUCUACCCAAAUAAGUUUAGUCAACUUGAAAUGUUAAGUUGUACUAAGUGAAAAAAGAUAUUUGAGUUGACUGAACAAACAAUUUAGUUUGUUAAACUUAAAAGCUGGGCUUGUACCCAACGUUUUUUUUUUUUUGAGUUGACCGAACUUAAAAUUUUAAGGCAGCCGGGUAACAAUUUUAAGUUGACUCAACAAAUUGUUUUUUUUUACAGCGUAAAUGUUUAGGUAUCAAAUCUGUAACUGAUGGAAGAAAAAAAUAAAUACAUAAAUAGACUUCUCUGCUAUCAUUAUUUUUAUUUGCAUUCUGAAUAAUCGCUCAUUUCACGGUGAGAAGCUGGCGUUUCGACAGGGUAUCGAGCCGCGAAUACGCAACGUAAAAAGUCUGUGGUUCUUCACACGUGCCUGCGGUAAAGAUUUAAAGUACUUGAAAUGCGAACGAGGAGGUGAAUUUUCCGGUUCUUCAUAUUGCAAUAUAAUAUAAUGUAAUACCUCUCUAUUCUUACAUUUUUAUAUAAAAGAGUAAAAUCUAACCUAGCGAGAGAUGCGCAGUUUGCUAGAAAGAUCACUUGUUAGUACAUCGAAUUGAUUAUUCAUAUCGCUUGGGUUUGCGUUCCGCCACUUGUUUUUACGUAUAAUGCAAUCGUAUCCCACCGUUUUUUAAAUGUUCCUGCUGAGUGUUUGUUCUUGUUUCGUAGGACUGUGAAUAAUUAUAGUGUGAUCUUUCUUUCAGUUGGAAUAUCUGUGUAGUGCUGCUUAACUAAAUAAAUGGAGAAAACGAUCAGA